Molecule: messenger RNA, 3122 nt
Organism: Anopheles coustani
Lineage: Eukaryota; Metazoa; Arthropoda; Insecta; Diptera; Culicidae
Exons: 6
Coding region: 753-2255 (500 amino acids)
Source: RefSeq, a predicted model, not a curated record
GUUUGUAGUGGAACCGACCGCGCGGCACCAGGUUCUGCGCACAUUCGCGGGAAGUCGAAUAUCCGUUGCCAGGAAGCAUCUGUCGCCGUACGCGCCGCAUCGCUCAUAACACGCAGAUAUUCAAACGAUAGCGACCUUUGCCAGCGCGCGAACGAUCCGCGGUCGAGUAAGUGAGAAAACACCACUCCGAGCGCCCCAGUACGGGUGAGAAGGUGACCACCGAAGGGACGGGCUCCAAUCGAGCUUCAAUCCGUGACGCGCGUCUCGCGGAGCCACCACCGUCAUCAUCGCCAUCAUCGUGGAUGCAAAGCAAGCAGGCAAGCUGCUGCCGUUGUGGCCAACGGGGAACGCUCACCAUUUGAAAGCACACCAAACGGGCCAACACCACACCAGAAGCGAACUGUCCUCCCUGGUGCUUGGUGAUGUGCAAAAGGCGCCCCAGCAAGGGCUCCGAUGGUGAAGUUUAAAAUGAUCCAACAAUGAUGCAGUCGCUGCCUUCGAAAGAUGAGUGUGAAAAUGAUCCUGCGAAAAACCGUUUGGUGAGGUAUCGAAAACAUCGACGAUGUGCCAAAGUGUGUGACCGAGCCGGAUGAGCCGGAUUGGUGCGGGAGUGAAGUGAUCGUGCAAAACCAAGGUUUGGCUGAGUGUGUGAGAUUUGACAGUGCAAAACGCGGGGCCCUUAAAAACCGAUCCGCCCCGCGAAGGGAACGGCAUUUUCGUGCGUCCGGCCGGACAAACCCAUUACAUGUUCAAUGCUAAAACACAUACAUACCGGGCCCGUAACGACGGGCCAAAAUCGUUCGAUCCGGAGCACGGCCGGUGGCGGAGGCCUCGGCCGUCCGAUUCCGCCGCUGAACGUCUCGACCGUCUCGGCCAGCUCGGCCGCAACGGGCAACUCGACCAGCACUGCCGCCGCCGCCGCCGCCGUUGCGUCGAAACAUAUGAACGGCGGUCCGCCGCGGCUGCUGUCCUCAUCGUUCAUAACGCCAUCGAUCGGCUCGACGAACGGUGUCACCGGCAACGGGAAUGUGGCCAGCCACGCCAACAGCAUCCUACACAACACGUCCACCCUCAGCGGGCUGGCACUCGGCAACGGGACGAUCGGUGGAGCUGGGGUAGGCGGCGGCGGCGGCGGUGGCCUCAAUGGCGGAGGAGUCGGAGUGGGAGUGUCGGGCUUUAACCAUAACAACUCGACGACGAACAACAACAUCCUCAGCAGCACGAUCAACAUGAACAAGGACCGGUUGGGUGCCCGGGAGGCCCUGACCAGCCUCGGGUUGCUCUGUUUGGUGUCCCUCCUGUUGGCCCUGCUGUCGUUGAUAUUUCUACUGAAAAUUUCUCCCGGUGGCCGAGAACCACCCCCGCCCACCGUCGGCCCGGCCGUGCUCGAGGACUACGCCAUCGUGUACGACGUGACGCUCGCCCUGUGCGCGCUGUCCCUCUCGUUGAACCUCUGCUGCCUGCUGGUGUGUGCCAUUCAGUUCCUGUUCGCCGUCAAGCUGGUCCGCGCACCUGCCACGACCGGAAGAGGCAACAAAUACUUGCAAAAGUCAAGCGUGAGCCGUGUCUGCGCGGUGGGUGGAUUUUUCAUUUCGAUACCCAUCUUUUUGACCGGUAUCAUCCUGUACACGUUCACUCAGUUCCACUCGACGCCGGCCAUUGUGACGAGCAUCCUUAUUGGCGUCGGGAUCGUGUUCUGCGGCGGUGCCAUGGUGCACAACGUAUUCGUCUGGCAGCGGGAAAAGACGAUCAGCGUCCGGCAAACGCCACUCAACCUCAAUCUCACCCUCUCACCCCAGAUCAGCACGAUAUCGACGACGGCGGCGGCAGCGGCCGCGGCGGCUGCCGCAGCCCAUCACUACCAGAACCAGAAUGGGCAUGCGACGGGCGCGGGCAAUCACCACCACCAUAUCAGCCUCAAUCACGUGUACAGCAACCACAACCAUACGCCGCUCACACACAACUCGCAGGCGAGCCAUACGACGCCGAUCACGCAGCUGACGCCGGUCACGCCACUGUCCGGGAACCAUUCGCACAUCAGCUUCAACCAUUCCUACGUGCCGCCCCCGUACGGUGGCGGAGGGGUACGGGCGGCCACUGCCACGCCACCGACGCCGAAGGUGAUCGGGUCGCUGCUGAACCGGGACGCGUCCGGAUCCGUCAGCCCGGGAAUGCCCGGUGGCAACAAUAACAAUCUCGACAUGAGCAAUGUCACGACGGCUAACUCGCCGCACGAGCUAUCCACGUUGGUUUGAGAUGUCGAAUAGGACAGGGACAGAGGAAAAGAACUCAUCGCUCAGCGUAUCGGCGGUUUGCGAUACGGCGAGACGAUUGUCAAUGUACCUUUUUGUUUAUUUCUUUAUUAUUUUUGUUUUCUGUUAGUCGAACAGAGAGAUAUAGAGAGGGGACGCACUAACGAGCGUCUUCUGCUGCUACCCAAGCAGAACCGGAACCGCCAAUCUUAGUUGCCCCCAAGGUGGAUUCUCACUUGCGUCUCUUUAAAGAGGCGCUUUUCGAGCCCAUGGAAGAUACGGAACUCGAUUUUAUACCCACCUUUUUCGGCCGUGCGAAGGAAACGAUGUUGCGUUUGCAUCGUGCAUUUCGUUGAGAUUUUAAUUUUUAAUUUUAAACCGAUUCGAGCGCCGUACUACUUACCCUAUUGCAUUACACACACAUACGUGUAAGCUAUGCCGAGAAUUGUACAAAUUUGUUUGUUUUUGCCCCGCUAAGAUGUAAGAAAGCUUCGGUCGAGCAACGUAAACUGAACGACACAUUCGUUGGGUAAGAAAAAUAUUUAUUGCAAGUGUACUUAGUUAUGGAGUGCAUGUAUUGCUGGAUGAAAUUUUUAGGUUGAAAUAGUGCGAGAAGGAAAUCGAGGAUCGCUCCGUCCAAUAAACGAACGAUCGUUAGUUAGGAUUCGGUAAAAACAACCCCGAACACGAGCUACAAGACGUACUGAUGAUUAUCUGGCCUUUAUAAAAACGAGAAUAGUUUGUAGGUUUUACUUUAGUUAGAGUUGUACAGCGAGUGUGCUGGAAAAGAAUGUUGUAAGGGAUAGGACAUGUAAUUUUUUUAUACCUGCGAAAAAAAUACAAACAACAUCACCAAGUGGAUAUGUUUUA